AUGGCUGUGGAAGGGUUUCUUUCCGUAUCUAUAGUCAUUCGUCUCAUCGGCGUCUACGUCGCAUAUCAGAUCCUACGGACUUUGUAUAAUAUCUCCCCCUUCCACCCGCUCAGCCAUAUUCCCGGCCCAAAACUGGCUGCUGCAACAUGGAUGUACGAGGCGUGGUUCGAUCUAAUUCAGGGCGGCAUGUAUACGAAGGAGAUUAAAAGGAUGCAUGAAGUAUACGGGCCCGUUGUACGCAUUAACCCCGAAGAACUCCAUUUCAACGACAUAGCAUUCAUCGACGAGAUCUACGCCGGAAAAGGCCGCAGGCGCGACAAGCAGAAGCACUCUUUGGAGUUUAUGGCUGGACCUGUUCGCGAUGGGAUGUUUGCUACGGCUGAACACGAUCUCCAUCGGAUUCGACGGAGUGCUAUGAACAAGUUCUUUUCGAAGGCGCAGAUUGCGAAGCUUGAGUCUUUGAUUAAAGAACUUGCCAAUGAGCUUUGUGAUAAGAUUAUCCGUCUUGAAACAAAUGCUGGGAAGCCAUUUGAUAUUACCGAGGCUUAUAGUUGUUUCACUGCGGAUGUGAUAUCAGGAUACUGUUUUGGAGAGACGUUUGGAUUUUUAAAGCAGGAAAACUGGGAGCCGAAUUUCAGAAAGCCUCUAUACGGUGCUCUCAAAUCAAUGUACACUUUUCGGUUCUUGCCAUUUUUGAAGAUUCUGGUUGACAUUGCACCGCUCUUCGCGGACUGGCUCGAAGAGGACAUCCGUGUUAUGUUGAAAGAAUCGAAUGAGACGAUGCCUGCUCGUGUACAGAAGGCCAGAAAGGAACACGAGGCUGGCGUGAAUCCCCAAUUCCCAAGUAUCUUCAGUGAUCUCCUCAAUUCCUCGUUACCGGAACAUGAGAAGACGGAUCUUCGAAUCGGUGGCGAAGGAUGUGCUAUGAUUGGGGCUGGGACUGAGACUACUGCAUGGACACUCUCCGUAGUGACAGUAUAUCUUCUAAAACAACCCGAAACUCUCGCCCCUCUCACAAAAGAACUCCAAGAAGCAGACGCUCUAAAUCUAUCUUGGUUCUCCCUCGAAAAACUGCCUUAUUUAACAGCAGUAGUAACCGAGGCCCUCCGUCUUUCGUACGGCGUUUCAGGAAGACUACCCCGUAUUGCACCGACCGAGAACCUCCUCUACCAAGGCAAGUUCCGGGGGCGAGAGAUCGAAUAUGUGAUUCCAUCGGGUACACCCAUGGGCAUGUCCAAUGCCAUCAAUCAUCACAAUGAAGAUAUCUUCCCGGAUUCGCACGAGUUCAAACCAGAGCGAUGGCUCAAUAUCGAUGAGGCUCAGAGGUUCCGGAUGGAGAAUAGUCUGACUUCAUUUUCGAAGGGUAGUAGGCAGUGUAUUGGGCAAAAUUUGGCGUCUUGCAAUAUGUACGUUGGGUUGGCAGCUCUGACGCUCCGCAUUUUCCCACGGAUGAAGUUGUUUGAGACGGACGUGGAUGAUGUGGAAUAUGACCACGACUUGUGGAAUCCUGCUCCCAAGUAUAGUAGCAAGGGUUGCAUCUGGAAAGGGCCGGUGAGUGAUGAGAAGGUCGAGGCAGGCUUAGUGACCCGAAUUUGA
Messenger RNA from Penicillium daleae, 1596 nucleotides. Its product is annotated as cytochrome P450. Gene Ontology annotation, molecular function: oxidoreductase activity, acting on paired donors, with incorporation or reduction of molecular oxygen; heme binding; iron ion binding. Lineage: Eukaryota; Fungi; Ascomycota; Eurotiomycetes; Eurotiales; Aspergillaceae. The coding region runs from base 1 to 1596 and encodes 531 amino acids. The transcript has 7 exons. The record is from RefSeq and is a predicted model, not a curated record.